This is a messenger RNA of Hemibagrus wyckioides, 5263 nucleotides long. It is a transcript of the gene slc43a2a, whose product is annotated as solute carrier family 43 member 2a. Gene Ontology annotation, biological process: transmembrane transport; neutral amino acid transport. The record is from RefSeq and is a predicted model, not a curated record. Lineage: Eukaryota; Metazoa; Chordata; Actinopteri; Siluriformes; Bagridae. The coding region runs from base 228 to 1943 and encodes 571 amino acids. The transcript has 14 exons. Gene Ontology annotation, molecular function: neutral L-amino acid transmembrane transporter activity; L-amino acid transmembrane transporter activity.
AUGAAGCAAGCGGUGCAAAUAUAAAACAGGAACCUCUUAUGUUUGAAAAUGUAUAGAUACAAAGAAGCCAAAAAAUAGCAACAUCGGAACAUUUACUCAUCCGUGCUGCCGGGUCGGAAAAGAAAGCACGAUUUUGGUGGAGAACAUUGAUAAUCAGGUUUAAUCAUCAAAUCUCUGAAAGCCUUUGCUGUUAUAGCUGGUGUGUGAGUGUUACAGUGUCCAGCAACAUGGCCCCCUCCCUGGCCACAGCUUUCUCACGCCGCUGGUGGAUGGCAGUGACAGCGGUGAUUGAGAGUCUGCUCUUCUCUGCUGUACUUCUGGGAUGGGGCUCGUUACUCAUCAUGCUGAAAUCAGAGGGCUUUUACUCCUCCCUCUGCAAAGAACCAGGCAACAUUACGAUGCAGAAUGUGUCUGAGGAGAGUGUAGGAGCCGCAGUAAACCCAGCAAACAAAAGUGAAGAGUUCUUGCAAAUGAAUGGCUGGCCCAUCUGUAAAGAACAGGAUGAAAUGCUGAAUCUGGCGUUCACAAUCGGCUCCUUUCUUCUAAGUGCAAUAACACUGCCGCUGGGGAUCAUCAUGGACAAGUACGGGCCACGCAAACUUCGCCUGCUUGGCAGUGCCAGUUUUGCAGUCUCCUGUAUCCUGAUGGCUUAUGGAGCCAGUAAUCCAAGGAAUCUCUCAGUCCUGAUCUUCUUUGCUCUGGCAUUGAACGGGUUCGGGGGCAUGUGCAUGACCUUCACUUCCCUCACACUUCCCAACAUGUUUGGAGAUCUACGCUCCACUUUCAUCGCACUCAUGAUUGGAUCCUACGCUUCUUCUGCUGUCACUUUUCCAGGAAUUAAGGUGAUCUAUGACCUGGGCGUGGCCUUUAUCACCAUCCUGCUUGUCUGGGCCAGCUGUGCUGGCCUUGUCUUCAUCAACUGCUUCUUUAACUGGCCCCUGGAGCCCUUCCCAGGACCCGAGGACAUGGACUACACUGUGAAGAUCAAGUUCAGCUGGCUGGGCUUUGACCACAAGAUCACAGGCAAGCAGUUUUACAGGCAGGUGACCACUGUGGGCCGCAGACUCAGCGUGGGGAACUCUAUGAAAACCCAACCCAAAAUGCUAGCCACGCAGGAUGGAAACAAGAUCUGCUUGUCCACUGUUGACCUAGAUGUGCAGUGCAAGUCUACAGAGGAGUCCCAGUCAUUCAUGCGUAGUGUCUUCAGCCCUAUCUUCCUGCUCAGCCUCAUCACCAUGUGUGUCACUCAACUGCGCCUCAUCUUCUACAUGGGAGCCAUGAACAGCAUCCUGGAGUCGUUUACGGAUGGAGACCUUAGCACAGUGAGCACAUACACCUCUAUCUUUGGUGUGCUACAGCUGCUGUGCCUCUUGACUGCUCCGGUGAUCGGUUACAUCAUGGACUGGAGAUUAAAAGAGUGUGAGGACAAGAAUGAGAAACAAAUCGCCAAAGACCCCGCCCAGCCAAAGAAGCGUGAUAGGCAGAUCCAGCAGAUCAGCAACGCCACCAGAGCCUUUAUAUUCACAAAUCUGCUGCUAGUGGGCUUUGGAGUUACCUGUCUGAUAGCCAGCCUUCCUCUACAGAUUUUCUCCUUUAUAUUGCACACCAUCGUGAGAGGUUUUAUCCAUUCAGCAGUGGGAGGCCUAUAUGCCGCUGUGUACCCAUCCUCUCAGUUUGGCAGUUUGACAGGACUGCAGUCUUUGAUCAGCGCUCUUUUUGCUCUUCUGCAGCAGCCUCUCUUCAUGGUCAUGAUGGGGCCAUUAAAGGGAGAUCCUCUCUGGGUAAAUGUGGGCCUGCUGGGUCUCAGCAUGCUGGGCUUCUGCCUCCCUGGCUACCUGCUCUAUUUUGCCAAGCAGCUACGCAAGGAAAAACGAGAGCGGGAGGAUGACCCCAAGAUCUAUCUCCAGAUCAACAACGGCAACAAUCAAGAGGCCUUUGUCUGAAAAUGGGCUCGCACAUUGAACCGCAUGAGUCAGGCUGAGAAGCAGGAAGCAAUAGAAAGGAAAGGAGAAAGGAAUGAAAACUGCAACCAGUGUAAUUCAACUAUCCUUUUUUCCUUAUCCAUCUCUACCAGUGCUCCACUACUCUUAUACACACCAACAGAAACACAGACACAUGAGCAAAGCAGCAAAUACAGUUGAAAGUGACAGUGUGCCACCUAAAAAAAAGUUUACACACUCUGUAAUCUCAGUACCAGAUUCUCUGGGUAAACCAACAGCAUCUGGUUACUGAAAAGUAUUUCUUAGCAUCUAGCUACUCCAACUAUCCCCUCUCUCCAGGUUAGCCAAUACUACCUUUGUUUUUAGGUUGAUUAUGAUUACCAUGCAUUUCUUGCCUCAUUUGGCAAGCCUGAUCUAUAUGGCCAGUGUAAAAAUGAAAGGAGGAUUAAUUCCAUAGCGAUGAAACCAAACAAUAUUGUUUUAGCUGGAUUAUUUCCUAGGGAAUGAACACUGAAUCACAAGGCACCACAUGUGAUGCUACCUGCAGUGGCUCUCCUCUCAAACGCGACCACUUAUCAGAGCUCACAGUACUCUUGAAUAUAACUGAUAUGGCCACAUACACACUACCUAUCUGGCUUGACACAUCAAGAGUGUGCAAAGAAAGACGAAAGUAGAGAAGAAACUCCACAAAGACACUAUCUUGACCGGAUUUUUAAAAAUCAUAGUCCUGUUCUUCGUAUUAUGGAUAUAUGGACAUAUAGUAUUAAGACAGUAUGAACUCGUCCAGUUGGACAGCAUGCUCAAACAACAGAAGAGAAAAUGACUGCUACAGGUUUUUUCAGACAUGCAAUAUUGCCACUUAUUAUUACUGUAAUCUCAGUUACGUGACUUGACAUGUAACUGACAUUCUGGUUCCUCCAGUGUUUACAAUGUUCUUAUAGUCACAAAAAAACACAGGUCCUAGCUGAACUCUCCUGCUUUGAGAUAUUUUAUGAAUGCAGACCAGGCCAGAUGCAACAGCAUGCUACACACUAGGAGCGGACAAGAUGAAAAAAAUAUCAUAUUGCGAUAUUUGAAGUCUUUAUUUUCUAUGAUUAUAUUUAGUUUUGCCGAGAUUUUACGAAACAGUAGAGCCAUAUUAUGAAAUAUUCAGAGAUUUACACAAAGGUAUUUAAGUUACAGCAAUAAUAAAGAAGCACAGACUCUUGGCACUGCUCACAGUACUCAUAAAAGUGUAUCAUGAUCUUAAUAUAUCGCAAUAUCGAUAUCAUAUUGCCCAACCUUACUACCCACAGCACAGCAUGGCCAAGAGACUGCAGCUUUUCCUGAAUGGAGCAUAUCUGAGACAUGCUGCAUGUACUUACGUAAAAUCAUUUUAAAACACGGCUCUUUAUUUACAAAAAAAUAAGGCUUCUUUUAAAGAUAUUUUAGGAUCAGUUAAAGAUGCAGCAUUUAAUCUCUGAAAAAGUGAUCUGUUUAGAUCUGAUCUGGUAAUUAGCAAUGAAGAAGAAGCAUAGAUUCUCAUGUGAUAUGUAUUGCAAUAUAUAUUUCAGUUUCAGAUUAUCAGAAAGUUUGCAGUUGUAAUAUUAUUAUCGUAAGUCUUGCUUUAUGAGCAACCAUUAGAUAGUAAACAAGGUCUUGGGGGAAAAAAAAAAAAUCACACAUAGUACACCAGACUGAACUUUCACCAGCAAUAAUGUGCGACACCAUACUGAAUAGUUCUUAGACUGUGUGUAUCGUACUGGUUAUCAGUGUGUCAGUGUGUUUUCACCCACCUGCUCCUCCAGUAUUCAAUUACAGUUUGUUGUGUCAUGCUAGAUAAAAUUGUUAUUAUUAGAAAUGUACAUGUUUCAUUUUCGUUUAUUUGGGUGCAAACAAUCAGACCUGAGUAAGUGUUUUACCUGCAAACAUUUGAGUUUAUGGAGAGAGAUAAAAAAUUAGAGACAUUACAGUGUUGCAUACAGAUGAUGGAAUUAGCUUGCUUCUGCUAGUAUUGUGAGUGGAUGUGUGCUGUAAUCCUUUUCCAUACACAGCCAGCUAGGACUAGCCAGAGCGUUGCGUUGGCAGUCAGUCAUCUUUGUGCUCAAGGGUGUUGGGUGUUGUCCUGUUACUGUGUUUACCUAAAUGAUCCUAAACGGAAUAGAACAGGAAUACUGUUUUCAUGAUAAAGGAGUAUUAUUCCUUUAGAGUAUCUUACAAACGUAGGGUACCAUCACUUCUUUUAGUCACCUCGUGGCUAAAGGGAUUUUAGCUAAACUUGAAUUUACUUUGAUAAUCAAAAAGGGAGGUGCUUAAAAAAUGAUGCUGUAUCUCUUCUCAAGUCCCACAUUCAUGUAGCUAAAAUAAGGCUGAGGUGCAAGGGAUUUAGUCGCUCUCAGUGUUCUCAUUUCAGACUAUUUACCUCAACAGUUUACAUGGCCACUUUCAUGACGACAUGUAUUGAAAUGAACAUCCUGUCGACUGCUAGGCAUGAGAUAGUCAACACUCUCCCCAGACCCUGUGUAUUGAUUCAACAUGUGAGGUGAACGUCACAGAGAAACAUCUCUGCUGCCUUAGUGAUUGAGUGCUGUGGUUAAAAAGUGGCACUACUCUGCACUUUGAGCUUUCGCAAGGAUGUUAAAUCAGUGAAAAAAUAAAAUUGUCCUUGCUGUGCAUAUAAACAGAUGACAGCUUGAGGUUUCAACUUGACUGUUCAACUGAACAGUCUUUGUAUUCUACCAAAGCUAGGUCAAACACAGCUUCAAUGAUUUUUUUUUUCUUUCCCUCAGAGAUGUUUCACGGUGACUUUGGUAGAAUGACUAUGAGCUGUGUGAAGAAACAGGUUAAAUCUUUCUCACACCCUAGUGUUUGUUUCUCUCCAGAGGAACAUGUACUAAAGAAGGAGAUUAUCUGUGUAUAGAGCGCACAUGUAUGUGUCCUGGUUGGACGGGUUUUACAGACUUAAAUUUAGAUAUUUGUUUAGAUAUAAUUGAUGGGAUUUCACAUCAAUGCAGUACUGUAAUACAGCACAAUGAAUGUGGGAAUACAACUUUCAUACCCCCCCCUUCUCCACCUCCACUCACCAACACACACACACACACACACACAAAAUGCACUUUUUUCACUGCCAUACCUUAAUUGUUCAUCCUUAUAAUGCAAAUGUGUACAUGUAGGGUUUUACACGUUUGAUCGUUCCUGCUUAUUCUGACUGAUCACCGAUGGAAGCAGAUAAAGGACAGAUGAAUUGGGGAUUCUGAAGUGUGGAAAGUAAUAUCAGCUGAAACACCAAUGUUUUUCCUCAACUUUGUAUUUUGUACUCCAUUAAAUUGUAGCCUUCUUUAUUA